AUGUGGGUGCGAGUGGCCACUAUGAAUUUCACCAACACUGCCAAGCGUUGGCUCCAAUCUAUUAACCAGAAGAUCCCACAAACCGAUUGGACCACGCUAUGUGCUAUGAUCCGCGAGCGCUUCUGCAGGGAUCAGCACGAGCUUCUCCUCCGCCAGCUUUUCCAAAUCAAAAUGACUGGCUCUGUUCAAGAUUACAUUGACAAAUUUGUUAACCUUGUGGAACAACUCUCUGCCUAUACACCCAACCCAGAUUCCUUGUCCUAUGUCACUCGAUUCGUGGAUGGUCUUCGAGAUGACAUCCGUUCUGUCAUUCUUGUUCAGAGGCCUGCCGAUUUGGAUGCUGCUUGUACGCUUGCCCUUUUGCAGGAAGAGGCGCUGGACCCGCAUCGGCGCAAGGAGAUCAAGCGGACCGAUGCGCCCCUGUUUCCCAAGCCGGCCCAGACGCGGGGCGCGUUUCCUCUACCUCCACCACCGCCGCGCCCUGCUGUCGGUCCACCGCUGGUAGAUGACAAACGGCCGCCUGAUGAUCGUCGUCAAGAUCAUCGUCGUGCUAAUGUGGAUGAGAAACUGCAGUCGCUGCGAUCGUACCGCAAGGCACGCGGCCUCUGUAUGCGAUGUGGCGAAAAGUGGCAUCAGGGCCACAAAUGUGCUCCAGCUAUUCAACUUCAUGCACUUCAAGAAGUUUGGGAGAUGUGCCAGGAUAUGUUCUUGGAUGAUGGUUUGUCUGAACAAGAAGCUGAGCCCGUGACUGAUCUGGCAUUUCUGCUGCUAUCUGCUGAUGCUUCUUCCCCCUCAAUACAUCCUCGCACUUUGCAGUUCACCGGGCUGAUUCAGGGGCGAUCAAUCCGUGUUCUGGUGGAUUCUGGCAGUACACAUUCCUUUCUGGAUGUUCGUCUGGCUGCAUCUCUUUCAGGUGUGCAGCCCCUCCCCACUCCAACUCGGGUAGCUGUCGCCAAUGGUGGUUCAGUAGCAUGUGAGGCCCAAAUUCAAUAUGCAGAAUGGUCUAUUCAGGGAUAUACUUUCCAUUCCACCCUCAAGCUGAUUCCUAUUGGCAGCUAUGAUAUGAUAAUUGGCAUGGACUGGCUACAGGCAUUCUCCCCAAUGAAAGUUCAUUGGGUGCAGAAAUGGAUUCAGAUUCAGUAUGGUUCUGUGGUUCUGCAGGGAGAGCUACCCAUUCCUUCUGAAUGCACCCUGGUCCAAGUGUUUCAAGUGAAUGAUUCAGAGCCUGAACCUGUGAUACCUGUCGAAGUUCAGCAACUGCUUACAAAGUACAGUCACUUGUUUCAGCCUCCAACUGAGUCACCUCCAAGACGACCUUGUGACCGUUCAAUUCCAUUGUUGUCGGGUGCCCAGCCAGUAGCUUCUCGUCCCUAUCGCUACUCCCCAAUACUCAAGUCAGAAAUUGAGUCACAGGUCAACGAGAUGCUGCAGUCAGGUUUCAUCAGGCCCAGCACAAGUGCAUUUUCUUCGCCGAGAAUUUGA
Miscanthus lutarioriparius is the source of this 1482-nucleotide messenger RNA. NCBI's taxonomy places the organism in Eukaryota, Viridiplantae, Streptophyta, Magnoliopsida, Poales, Poaceae. The record is from the annotation of a GenBank genome assembly.